Messenger RNA from Gossypium raimondii (Peruvian cotton), 1973 nucleotides. RefSeq names its product 4-coumarate--CoA ligase-like 9. The transcript has 6 exons. NCBI's taxonomy places the organism in Eukaryota, Viridiplantae, Streptophyta, Magnoliopsida, Malvales, Malvaceae. Bases 70 to 1722 code for a protein of 550 amino acids. The record is from RefSeq and is a predicted model, not a curated record. Gene Ontology annotation, molecular function: CoA-ligase activity.
UGAGACAUAAUUUAAUUUAAUUUCUAACAUUUUGAAUUACCGACCAGCUUCACUUCAAUCUCCAUUUCCAUGGCGGAAAGAAAUCCAAGCCUUUCAAACGCCGGAUUCUGUUACGAAACGAGAAUUUACAGUAGCUUAAGGCAGCCCGUCCCCCUCCCGCCAGCUGAUCAGCCUCUUUCCGUCGCGGAAUAUUGUCUCUCCAUCUUCUCUUCCAUUUCCACCAGCGGCGCCACCCCUUUCGCCGUCAAUGCAACCACCGGCCAAACGCUGAGUUACUCUCAAUUCGUUUCUCAGGUCCGUUCCCUUGCUUACUGUCUCAAAAAACGCUACUCUCUGUCCCAAAACGAUGUCGCUUUCGUCCUCUCCCCUACUUCUCUUCAUAUCCCUGUGCUUUACUUUGCUCUCAUGUCGUUGGGAAUCAUCGUCUCUCCCGCUAACCCGCUUGGUUCCAACUCGGAAAUCUCUCACCAGGUCCAGCUCAGUAAACCGGUUAUUGCCUUUGCUACUUCACAAACCUCUCAUAAGAUUCCAACUCUCAAACACGAAACUAUCCUCUUGGACUCGCCCGAGUUUCUAUCUUUCUUAACUCUGUCCAAUAUCGAUGGUAACGUCAUGAAACGAAUCAAGGUAAAUCAGUCCGAUUCGGCAGCGAUUUUAUAUUCUUCCGGAACCACCGGGCGGGUAAAGGGCGUGAUGAUGUCUCACCGUAACUUAAUCGCAAUGAUGGCGGCGAUUCAUCACCACAACACUAUCGAAGCUGACGGUAGCGACAAUCCACCGCGAUCGGUGACAUUCUUCACCGUGCCACUGUUCCACGUGUUCGGUUUCUUUAUGUUGUUAGGGGCGGUUUUGUCGGCGGAUACCGUAGUUUUGACGGAGAGGUUUGAAUUUGCGGAGAUGCUGAGAGCCAUCGAGAAGUACAAGGUUACUUUCAUGCCUGUAUCGCCGCCGCUUGUGCUGGCGUUUGUCAAAUCGAUUUUGACUAAAAAGUUCGACUUGAGCUCACUUCAGGUGCUUGGCUGCGGUGGCGCGCCGCUUGGUCGGGAGGUAGCUCAGCUGUUCAACGAGAAGUUCCCCAAUGUGUUAUUGCUACAGGGAUAUGGGCUGACUGAGACUGGAGGAGGAGCGACUAAUGUGUUUGGGCCUGAGGAGGCUGCUCGGUAUGGGACUGUCGGCCGCCUUGCCGAAAAUAUGGAAGCCAAGAUUGUUGAUCCUGAAACUGGACAGUCGCUGCCACCCGGGCAGAGAGGGGAACUAUGGUUGCGAGGGCCAACAGUAAUGAAGGGUUAUCUAGGUGAUGAGAAGGCAACAGCGGAAACCUUGGAUUCAGAAGGGUGGUUAAAAACUGGUGAUAUUUGUUAUUUUGACACAGAGGGGUUCCUUUACAUUUUAGAUAGAUUGAAGGAAUUGAUCAAAUACAAGGCAUAUCAGGUACCUCCAGCUGAAUUGGAGCAUUUACUUCAUUCCCAUCCUCAAAUUGCUGAUGCAGCUGUGGUUCCGUAUCCUGACGAAGAAGCAGGGCAGAUUCCAAUCGCUUAUGUAGUGAGAAACCCUGGAAGUAGCCUCACUGCGGCUCAAACCAUGGAUUUUAUUGCAAAACAGGUUGCACCGUACAAGAAGAUUCGUCGUGUUGCAUUUAUCGAUUCCAUUCCGAAAAAUCCAGCAGGAAAGAUCUUGAGGAGGGAGCUGGUUAAUUAUACUGGUGGUUUGUCUAGAUUGUAAACCAGAUGUUGGAAUGAUACGGUCGUUGAUUUUGCCAGAGGAAUACCUGCAGUGAAAACAUGGUAACAGUUCACGUUCUAUUGAAACAUGGCAUCUUUUUCCCACUUUUUAUACAAUGGCUGCUCGUGUAUGCGUGUUGUAUCUCGUGGACGUAUCGAAAACUUUGAAGUUACAACUAUAAUUAUAAAUCUUGAUAAUAUGAGAUUUUGAUUAUGUACUGUAAUUCUAUUUAAAAAGAAUUAAGACCCCAA